Loxodonta africana (African savanna elephant) is the source of this 2048-nucleotide messenger RNA. RefSeq names its product growth hormone inducible transmembrane protein (gene GHITM). The transcript has 9 exons. The record is from RefSeq and is a predicted model, not a curated record. NCBI's taxonomy places the organism in Eukaryota, Metazoa, Chordata, Mammalia, Proboscidea, Elephantidae. The coding region runs from base 171 to 1208 and encodes 345 amino acids. Gene Ontology annotation, cellular component: mitochondrial inner membrane.
GUCCCAGAGUGUGCUAGAGGCACUGUGCGCGCCGGAGCAGUAAGGGGAAGGCGAAGGACCGGAGAGGUGCGCGCGUGCGCAAGUCGCCGGCCCGGAAGGGGAACUGCGCGGAGGCGGUGACUCGGCGCUGAGCAUUUCAGAUCUGCUUGGUGUAAGCCUGGUACGCCACCAUGUUGGCCGCAGGGUUUGUGUGUCUCCGGAUUCUCCCUUCAAGGACUUUCCACCCAGCUUUCACUAAGGCCUCCCCUCUCCUGAAGAAUUCCAUCACAAAGAAUCAGUGGCAUCUAACACCCAGCAGGGAAUAUGCCACCAAGACAAGAUUUGGGAUCCGGCGUGGGAAAACUGUCCAAGAACUCAAAGAGGCAGCGCUGGAACCAUCAAUGGAAAAAAUAUUUAAAAUUGAUCAGAUGGGAAGGUGGUUUGUUGCUGGAGGGGCUGUUGUUGGUCUUGGAGCCUUGUGCUACUAUGGCUUGGGAAUGUCUAAUGAGAUUGGAGCUAUUGAAAAGGCUGUAAUUUGGCCUCAGUAUGUGAAGGACAGAAUUCACUCUACCUACAUGUACUUAGCAGGAAGUAUUGGCUUAACAGCUUUGUCUGCCUUGGCAGUGACCAGAUCCCCUGUUCUCAUGAGCUUCAUGAUGAGAGGCUCCUGGGUGACAAUCGGUGCAACCUUUGCAGCCAUGAUUGGAGCUGGAAUGCUGGUACACUCAAUACCAUAUCACCAGAGCCCAGGCCCAAAGCAUCUUGCUUGGCUGCUACAUUCUGGUGUGAUGGGGGCAGUGGUGGCUCCCCUGGCCAUCCUAGGGGGACCUCUGCUCAUCAGAGCUGCCUGGUACACAGCCGGCAUCGUCGGGGGCCUCUCCACGGUGGCCAUGUGUGCUCCCAGUGAGAAAUUCCUGAACAUGGGCGCACCCCUGGGAGUGGGCCUCGGUCUCGUCUUCGUGUCCUCACUGGGAUCCAUGUUUCUUCCCCCAACGACUGUAGCCGGUGCCACUCUGUACUCAGUAGCAGUGUAUGGUGGGUUGGUUCUUUUCAGCAUGUUCCUUCUAUAUGACACCCAGAAAGUAAUCAAGCGUGCAGAAAUAGUACCAACGUAUGGAGUUCAAAAAUACGAUCCCAUCAAUUCGAUGAUGGGAAUCUACAUGGAUACGUUAAAUAUAUUUAUGCGAGUUGUCACUAUGCUAGCAUCUGGAGGCAACAGAAAGAAAUGAAGUAACUCUGCUUCUGGCUUUUCUGAUACAUCAGAUACCGUGUUUGUUUAAUUGGGACAGAUACUGAUCAAAUGGUUUGUACAGCCAGCUUUCACUGAAGUUUAGAAGACGAGAACAUGCCAACAUGUUUAAAAUGUUCCAGUAUAAUGUGAUGCUUUAGGUCUGCUUUUUCUUCUGGAGAAUAAAUUCACUUAGAGAUAAGCACACACAUUUCCACUUCUCAUGCUUGAGUAACUGUAAAAUGUUUCAACAAAUAUGAAAACUAAGGUUUUAUUAUGAGAAUUUAAGUAUUUUAUCUAUUUUUAAGUUUAGUUAAGUAAAAAUUAGCAAGUGGCGUUUAGCUGCAUAUGCUUGGAAUGCAGAAUAUUAUAAGUAACAUCCUAAGCGACAUAGAGGUUUGGUAAAGGGACCAGAAAUAAAGGGUCACCUGCAGUCUUUCUUUGAAUACUUGGGACUCAGCACUUGUGUAGUUGGUGGUGAGCGAGUGAGAACCAUCUGGCUAUAUGGAAACAAGUGACCACUGUACAUUCAUCUGGUGCACUUAGCAGAAGCUUUGAGCAUCAAAGACCCAGGUGACCACUAUCCUGCUGUUGCUUCUCAGUGCUCUCUUUACAAUGUAGAUGUGGUCAUGGGGCCUCAUUGUUAUGACAGCCCAGAGUGUUAAUCACAGGGAGAAUCCCUACUAUGUGUAUGUGACUUUUCAGUCUUCUAGAAUAAACUAUCUUUAAAAUUAGUCUCAAGAUAAAAUUUUCAAAACACGAAAUUUGUUGCAUUUGCAAGUAUACAAAUAACAUGUUCAUAAUUGCCAAGGGUUUUUUUUUUUCAUGUUUAUUAAAAUGU